AUGGAUGAAUCUGAGGCUCAGAAUUCUGAUCUUGAUUCGAUUUUGGACAGGAUUCCAAAUUCUAAAUUUAUUGUAAUAGAUUGUGAGUUUAGUGGAAUUAACCCGAAAUCGAAGUCAAUUAGGACAUUAGAUGAUUAUCUGAUGUCACUUAAAGAAGACGCUGAAGAAUACGCCUUACUACAAAUUGGAUUCUGCCUAGCUAUGAAUUCUCAAAACCCUGAAGAAGAACUUUGGCAAUUAUAUCCUUACAGCUUUUAUACCUUAUCAUCUGAGAUCACUAAUACUAUUUUCCUUAAUGAUAGUAUGAAAUGGCUUAGAGAUAAUGGAUUCAGUCUAGAUAAAUGGAUAGAUCAAGGUUUGGAUUUCAAGCGGUUGGGUAGUCGUUAUAGUAAUUCUGGUGGUUAUAUAACGAAGAGGAAUAGAUCAAAUCAGUUAAAUGAAGUAAUUAGAGCAAUAAUCGAGUAUCGAAUUCCACUAGUAUUCCACAAUGGAAUGCUCGAUAUUCUUCACAUUUAUGAUAAAUUUAUCGCUCAAAUUCCUGAUAAACCAACUCAAAUCUCCAAAGAAAUUUCCAAAAUAUUUGUUGGAGGAGUAUUUGAUACUAAGCUUGUUGGUAAAUAUUUGUUUGAUAAUCUCAAUUGUAAUCUUUUGAGAAACACUUGCCUACCAGUUCUAUACACUACACUUACCAGGUAA
This is a messenger RNA of Theileria annulata, 696 nucleotides long. RefSeq lists its product as uncharacterized. Bases 1 to 696 code for a protein of 231 amino acids. The transcript is spliced from 7 exons. Gene Ontology annotation, cellular component: cytoplasm. Lineage: Eukaryota; Apicomplexa; Aconoidasida; Piroplasmida; Theileriidae. The record is from RefSeq and is a predicted model, not a curated record. Gene Ontology annotation, molecular function: RNA binding; 3'-5'-RNA exonuclease activity.